Molecule: messenger RNA, 1293 nt
Organism: Sardina pilchardus (European sardine)
Lineage: Eukaryota; Metazoa; Chordata; Actinopteri; Clupeiformes; Clupeidae
Product: modulator of macroautophagy TMEM150B-like
Exons: 7
Coding region: 190-849 (219 amino acids)
Cellular component (GO): plasma membrane
Source: RefSeq, a predicted model, not a curated record
AAGGACAGAGAUCAAAGUACACUCAGAUAAGGGGUUGGUCUAUUCCAGACUAUAUGGUAACAUUUCUUCAAGCAAGGAGGGGCAUAGGUUUGUAGAGAAGUUGUAGUUUGUGCUUACAUUAGGCUUUGAUAUGACUUGGUUAACUGCAUUUCAAGGUAGUCUCAUGGAUUGAUUAUCUGAUGGUCUAUAAUGUGGGCAUGGGCAUUACUUCCUGUUCUCCUGGCAGUAGGAGGCACAGCUGGUAUCUGGGCAGUGUAUGGGGUUGCAGUAUUCAAUGAAUCUGUUAAUCUGACUGCCGGAUUCCCAUACAUCAGCGCAUGCGGUGCCUACUACCCCCAGAGCUGUUGGUUUUCACAGAUCUGCAAUGUGAGCAGUUUUCUGAUCAUAUGGAUUGUGGUGAUCCGCUUUCAGCAGGUGCGUGACCUGGGUUCCCAGUGUCGCCGUACCAACCUGGUGGCCCUGGUUCUCGGCUUCAUAUCCUCUAUAGGGGUAUCUAUCCUUGGCAACUUCCAGCAGUCUGUGUAUUUGGGGAUACACCUGUUUGGUGCUUUCCUGGCCUUUAAUGUGGGUCUGGUGUACUUCUGGGUGCAGCUCUGGCUCACCUAUAAGGCCGAGCCGUCUCAGGACCGCCGCUGGCUGGGACCACUACGCGCCGUCCUCUGCAGCCUCUGCACUGUGUGCCUUAUUGCCAUGGUUGUGCUGCACAACACGGGCUCCAAGUCUCCUGCAGCCAUGUGCGAAUGGGCUCUGGUCAUGACGUUUUUCCUCCUCUUCUCAUCCUUUGCCGCCGAGUUCCGGCUCAUCGAAUGCCACCAGCUCACUGUGCACAAGCAGAUGGGGACUGCCUGAUCAUCGCCGGGAACCCUGAGGGAUAGCCUGCAUGGUUUGAGCCAUCUCGUGAUCACUCUGGAGUGAUUGAGUGCUGUUUUCAGAGUGAAUUAUGCAGAGAGCGGUGGCUGUUGCCAUAUUGCACUUGAUUGUAUGUCUGUGUUAUGUGUGGGACAUUGUUGGAAAGUGUUGUGGUGUCACCACCUAAGUGUCAGCAUUUUGUCUCCAGUUUCACAUUCAUAGUACCAAAGCUUGAUAGACAAUUACUUUCAACAAAAUCUGAAAAGCACAAGGAACAAGCCAUACUUGAACACCACCAAACACUCCUAACAACAUAAAGGCUAAAGGCAUAAAGACAUAAUGACAUUCACCCCAUGCAUUUCUAAAGAAGUUGAUAGUCAUGCAUGGCCUUUCAAAGAUUGUUUGUGGGUUAUUUAUUCAUUCAUAAUAAAUAUUUCAAUUAAC